ACUAGCUAGGUAAUAAAGCUGUAUUUUUCAACAAUACAAUCAACAUGGAAUUUUUGGUAUUUUUCAUAAUAUUUGUAUCUUCGUUGGAUUCGAUAGAGUCUCGUUAUGCACUUGUUAUCAAAGAAGCCUUCAGUUGUAUGCAAAAUUCCAAGAUUAACAUAGUUAUGUAUAAAAAUUCCUCAAGUUUAGUAAAAAAUAAUGUUGGGUUUGUUGAAUUUUUAGAAGCAAUUGAAUACAAUAAAUUUCAGGUGAGAAUUGAGACCCAUCACAAAGGUAUAAGUAACUCAAUCAAGGUACCUUCAUUAAAUGUUCAGAGAACUGAUCUUUGUGCACAUAUAUCAACAGAUCUGUUAUUUGUACCAUUGGUUCGACAAAUUUUUGAUUUAGGAAAAUGUCCUAUUGCCAAAGGUAAACACAUUGUUUAUAAAGAUACACUCGUUUCAAAGUAUCGACCUUACAUUCCAUUUGGCUGCUGGAUACUUAUAACUAGAAUCACCAAAAAAGAUACACAACCAUUUUCGUGUUUUAACAUUACACUUCAAUCAUUGCCAUCAUUGAAAUCUGAACCCUACCAGUGUACAUGAUUGUAUUUAAUAUGUAUUUGGUAUUUUACAUAAUAUAUCACAAAUAAUCUUAUA
Messenger RNA from Rhopalosiphum padi (bird cherry-oat aphid), 638 nucleotides. RefSeq lists its product as uncharacterized. Lineage: Eukaryota; Metazoa; Arthropoda; Insecta; Hemiptera; Aphididae. The transcript has 4 exons. The record is from RefSeq and is a predicted model, not a curated record. The coding region runs from base 45 to 584 and encodes 179 amino acids.